AUGUCGCACACUCAGACUCCCCGACGUCCGAACCAGCAGGGAAACAGGAAAGGCCAACGCACGAAAUCCAAGCCUCAGUUGGCUGCCGACAUGGACGAUGACGACCCCAACCAAUGGCUCGGCUUCAGCAUGCCCGCUCGCGGCGCCGGUGUGCCCGGAUCAGGCGUACCGGGACCCCCGAGGCGGAGCAGAAAGGGCGAGACGUGGCGCGGCAGCGCGCUCACCCGCGAGAAGUUUGUGAACGCGAGCUUCCGCUUUGUCAUGAAGCCGAACGAACGUUUCAGCUACGGCGCGCACUUUGCCGACCCCGACAUUGCGCUCCACUGGCCGCAUAUCCUCCAAGUGCUCAUGCCCACGUUUAGCGCGUACUCUGUCGCGCAGGGUUACGUCGCGUCCGAGAACGACGACGAUGACGCCGGUGGUGAGGAGGCUGCUGAGAAGCGCCGCCGGAUUGAAGAGGAGAAGCAGGGAAGGUCAUGCCCGAUCUGCUUGUCCAAACCGGUUGCGGGACGUAUGACCAAGUGUGGCCACCUGUCCGAGGUGCCGAGGGCGGCGGCGUGCCCAAUUUGUGGCGAUUCUAUCCACGAGGGCAUGCUGAAAAGCGUGCGGUACCUCGACGCCGAGACGAUGGUCAAGGGAUCCCAAGGUGACGACGACGGUCUUAUCGACAAGGACUCGGACCACGAGCCCACGAUGGACGAGGCCAAGACAAUCGACGCCGAGCCCGAGGCACCGCGCGGUCAACACAAGAUUCACAUGCGGCUGCUGCAACGCCCCCAGAUGACCUCGAUGGCCUUCCCCCCGACGCCUACCUGGCCAUCCGACGCCAUCCCUCCCGUCUCUGCUCCGUGGUACUUCCUCCCUGAUGUGCUUACGUACGCCCACUUCAUGCUCGCGACACCCGAGUACAUGAUGUCCGAGCUGAAGCGCGAGCUGAAAGAGCUGCAGGGCGAGUACGACCUGCUCAAGGGCGACGAGCUGGGUCGCAGCUUUGUGCUUGCCGCUAGGGCCAAGAUUGAGCGCCAGAUGGAGAAGGUCAAGGGCGAGCUCAUGACCGACGGCGUGUACAGCGCCAUCGGAGAAGCUCGUGAGGCUUGGGGCGAGGCCGUCGGCGGCGCCAAGCGCGAGCGCGAGAGACAACGCGAGCGUGAGCGCAAAGCGGAAGAGCAAGCGAAGAAGGCGCAGGAGGCCAAGGAAGCCGCCGAGGUGCCGAUUGAGCUGCUCGAUACGACCCGAGGGUAUCAGUAUGCCGGUCCGACGGUGCACGUCCCGCCGAACAUUCCUGUCGAGCCGAAUCCGAUGCCGCCGAAGAAGAACAAGCGGCGGCCCAAGACGGCAACACCCUCGAUUCCCUCAACGCCGACAUCGUCGGGCUCGUACUACUUUUACCAGUCGUCGCUCGGUGCGCCUGUCUUCCUUAGCCCGCUCGACAGCCGUAUUCUGCUAGCCGAGUUUGGCUCUUACGCCAAUGUGCCGCCAGAGAUCUCGUUUACAACGACGGGAUAUGACUCGGCGACUGUCACGGACGACCUCCGCCGGCGCAUCAAGUACCUCUCUCAUUUGCCUGUCGGUACCGAAGUGGUGUUCGUCGAAGCCGAUCUGUCCCAUAUUGUGAAACCCGAGACGCUCGAGCCGUUCCAAACUGCUCUGCGUGCGCGAAAGCAGAAACGCCGAGACCGCGUCCGUCGCGAGGACAGGAUGAAGCGCCGCGCCGAGGAGGCCGAGAAGGCGCGCAACCCCGAGCAGCGCGUCGUCCCUUCUGCCACGACAGAGAGUGUCGACCAUGAGCUCGCCAUGGCUCUUGCGCGGAGUCUAGAGGCGGGCUCACCCGAGGGAGCCUCUGCGUUCCCGCUGCCGUCGACGGAACCCGCUACGCCGGCUCCCGCCCCUGCUCCUCAGCAGCAGAACGGCUCUUCGUUCAGCUGGGCACUGCAGCAUCGCACGACUUCCUCGGUCCCGCGCCUGGAACAGGUCGACGAAGCGUGGGGCGGGGCAAUCGAUGCCGCGCUGGCGGCCGAACCGAAGAAGGGCAAGAAGGGGAAGAAGGGGCAGAAACUGGUGCUCGGCGGUGGGGGCAGGCAGGCGUAG
Molecule: messenger RNA, 2088 nt
Organism: Trichosporon asahii var. asahii CBS 2479
Lineage: Eukaryota; Fungi; Basidiomycota; Tremellomycetes; Trichosporonales; Trichosporonaceae
Product: alkylbase DNA N-glycosylase
Exons: 2
Coding region: 1-2088 (695 amino acids)
Biological process (GO): positive regulation of transcription by RNA polymerase II
Molecular function (GO): transcription cis-regulatory region binding
Source: RefSeq, a predicted model, not a curated record